Molecule: messenger RNA, 2790 nt
Organism: Hippocampus zosterae (dwarf seahorse)
Lineage: Eukaryota; Metazoa; Chordata; Actinopteri; Syngnathiformes; Syngnathidae
Product: serine/arginine repetitive matrix protein 1-like
Exons: 14
Coding region: 687-2702 (671 amino acids)
Biological process (GO): centrosome duplication; centriole replication; regulation of cytokinesis
Cellular component (GO): centriole
Molecular function (GO): protein binding
Source: RefSeq, a predicted model, not a curated record
CCAUGUCUCGUUUGCUGGGGAGAAGCCAAUUCAGCAGCUGCUAAGCGCCGGCGAGCAAUGCCAUGCACACGAGGUCACAAAAAGACCUCGUUGGUUACCUGCUUCCUUGACCGCCUCUUCGGCGACCCCCCCCCCCCCCCCCCCCCCCGUGUUUCUCAAAUAUGUGAUUCGUGCGAAAUAUAUCCUUUACCUGCGCGACGUUGUUAUUUCUUUGGCUCCCAAACGAUGUCAACGGCAAGGAAAGGGAAAGGUUGGUGUGCCGCGAAGUGGACGAGUCGGCGUGUGAAAGGGUUUGGAACGCAGCCCUCGCUCUGUUGCUAGGAGGCGCUGUUGUAGCCCGGAAGAGGGAGGCCACCUCGACGGCCGUGAUGGGCGAGCCGGGACGACGACGAGGACGGACGGACGCCAGAUUCGGACGGACCGCCGCCGCUUUGGGCGUUUUGUUUGCGCGUGUGACAGAGAGCAACACAAGCAAGAGCGCAGCGGGGAGGAGCGGAAACGUCGCGAUUUCUUCCCUGCCGCGAUGGAGAGAGGCUGCAUCGGCUGUGUCAUGUGAACAUCUCGAGAUAGCAACACCGUAUCGAAACGUGCCACUUUCCCUUGGUUCAUUGCUAUCGAAUGAGAGUCUCAUUGGCCUUGCUCACGUCACGCAUUGACACGAGCGCGCGUUCAUUCCGACGGCGGCCAUGUGGAUGGAAAGCUACGAGGAAUUCUGCCUCCGAAGUGUGGCCGCGCUGCAAGAGGACAGAAGAUUCAAGAGGGCCACGCGGGAGCCCAUCGCCAUGUAUUCGUCGGUCAUCGUCUCCUGUGGGAAAGCCGCCCUGUCUCCCCUGUUGAAUGCGGAGCAGCGGCAACAGAUGCGCGAGCUCCGACGGAGGGCGGCCCGGCUGGAAAUGGAUCGGCACAACCAGCGGGGGCGCCAGCCCUCGGCCCAAAUUCGAAACCCAGCGGUGAUCCGCGCGGGCUGCGGUCCGGUUCCGCUGGAAAAGGAAACCCAAAACGGCAACCAAUCAGCUUGCGAGGUCACGCCGUCCUUCCCAGCAACCACCGCGACAAAAAAACGUCUUUCACCGAGCGGCAAGGCCGAAAAGUCACCGAGCCCCAAAGCCACAACGCUCAAUGGUUACACGCUCGUCGCAGACGCCGGCCGGCCCGGAGUUCUUCUCGCCGGGGGGGAGGUGCGAAAGGGGACGGAUGAGAAGAGCGACGAGCGAGACGUGAGGGCGGAAGAGGAUGUGAAGAGGAGGCCGCAGGAGGACGUAGCGCAGGAGGCCCCGCCCGCACCUUUAGCCGAAAAAGAAAUGCGUCGUCCAAAGAGCGCUCUCGUGUUUGGCUUUAGCUUGCGCCGCAGUCCCGUCGGCCCCCCCGAGACUCCCUUCCAUCCAAAGCCGCAGCACCCCGAGAGUCCAACGCGGGUAAGCCGCGGCCCCGAGACGCCCCCGUGGCCCGGCCCCGCGGGGCAACGCGCCGACUCGCCGCCGACCUUCCGCCGGCGCUGCCACACCCUGGACGGUCAGCCGCGCGCCGACCCCAGUCAAGAGAGGACGCCGCGCUUCAUGGCGGGGGUCGUGAUGCGCGCCUCAAAUCGGCGCAGCUGGGCCGCCGCCCCCGACGAGCCCUUCCCGUCGGAGAAGCCGCGGAGGCCUCCCGUUUGCCAGCUCGGCAAAGCGCCCGACGAUCCUCAAAGGCCUCGCCAGCCCGAAACGUCGACCUUCACCUUUUGGCACGCAGACGAGAGCCAGAGGCGAGCGCGGGUUCUGGAGGACGGGCGCAGGCACCUGGAGGAGGCGCACGCCUUCCAGAUGGCGCCGCUCCUGGCCCAGCAGGAAAAAGAGCAACGCCGCCUCCGUCUGGAGCUUGAGGAGAGCGAAAGAAGAGUGCGGGAGCAGGAGAGCGUCACGCCCCAGGCCCGGGACUCUUGCCAGUGGCGGCCUGCGCCGGCGAAUGACCCACUCGCAGCCGCGAGCCCGACGGCCGGGACGGCGGGUCACCGUCAAGGGCUUCCUCGUCCCGCGGCUUCGAACGCCACAUCUCCCGGCGCACGGCCUCCCGUCCGCCUCGGAGGCCCCGCUCGCGCGGCCCACGAACCUCAGGCUCUGAAGGCGGAAAAGCAAAGAGCGUCGUGUCGCAUGGCCGCCAUCGCCCGCGGCUUCCUCGUGCGCAGACUUCUCAAAACACGCAAGGUCCAACAUCUGCGCCAGACUGUCACGGACACGCGGGAGUUCAUUCAUUGCUUCCGGACGGAAGCUUGGCAGAAGGGAGGCCUUUUGUCGGCUCAGGACCUCUCCCUGCGCGAGCGAGUCGGAGCCCAGUUGCACGCCGCCCUUGACGACAUCCACCAAAUCUUCUUUGAAAUACCCGCGGGGGAUCGAUUGGCACUGCUGCGGCAAGACCGGGAGCUCUGCGCUGAGAAGAAGCAAAGAGACGAGGAGAAAGCCAAGAAGGAAAAGGAGAGAGCGGCGCUGUCUGUCGCCACGCAAAGAUCUCUGGAGCGGAAAAAUUGGGAGGCGCGGUCACCGGGCCAGGCUGGAAAGGCCACGCCCAAGCCGAAAAGUCCCACUCCCGGCAGAGUUCCCAAGGCCAGCCAAGUCCAGAAAUGUGUUCCGAGCCAGCUGGACCGCCACGGGAGCUGGUCCAAGAAAGCCCCCGAAGCCAGAGCGAAGCGCGCGGACAACCUGAAGAAGCAGCACUCUCUGGGCUAGCGGGCGGGACAGACAUUCGUUAUCGCUCGGGUCCGCGGUAUGUCACAAAAGAUGUCGAUCCUUGUUUUUCAAAGUAAAAGCAGAAUGG